Megalobrama amblycephala (Wuchang bream) is the source of this 2415-nucleotide messenger RNA. It is a transcript of the gene pla2g15, whose product is annotated as phospholipase A2, group XV. Gene Ontology annotation, cellular component: lysosome. The transcript has 6 exons. The coding region runs from base 176 to 1420 and encodes 414 amino acids. The record is from RefSeq and is a predicted model, not a curated record. Gene Ontology annotation, biological process: phosphatidylcholine metabolic process; ceramide metabolic process. Lineage: Eukaryota; Metazoa; Chordata; Actinopteri; Cypriniformes; Xenocyprididae.
UUAUUCGUGUCUAGUGGCUUUAAAAACACCUCGUACUUGAUCAGCACAUUGUGUUCAUCACAGUCACUGUCGCUCAGACCCAGAAGAGACACUUCUCAGAUCACUCUUAACCUCACAAUGGACAGAUAAACACAAAUGCACCCUUGAUCCUGUUUGGUGUGAGCCACUGAGAGAGAUGCUUCCCUGUCAUCGGUUGAACCUCGCGAUUCUCCAGCUGUGUUUGCUGUCGUUGGUGUCAUUUACCGACAGCAGAAGUUUGAAAUGCUCCCCGGGGAAAGUGUGCUCAGAUCGACCGCCUGUUGUUCUUAUUCCAGGAGAUCUCGGGAAUCAGCUAGAAGCAAAACUGGACAAACCUAGUGUGGUGCACUACAUCUGCUACAAGAAGACCGAUGACUACUUCACGCUAUGGCUCAACCUGGAGCUUCUGGUGCCUGUGGCCAUUGACUGCUGGAUUGAUAACAUGAGGCUACUGUACAAUCGUACAACGCACCUCACUGAAGCUCCUCCGGGGGUGGAUGUCAGAGUGCCUGGCUUUGGAAAGACGUAUAGUUUGGAAUAUCUGGAUCCCAGUAAACGGAGUGUGGGCAUGUACUUCUUCACCAUAGUACAAGCACUAGUUGAAUGGGGUUAUACCAGAGACGACGAUGUUCGAGGUGCCCCCUAUGAUUGGCGUAAAGCCCCCAAUGAGAAUAAGGAGUACUUCCUGCGUCUGCAGCAGAUGAUUGAAGAGAUGGCUAAUAAGGCUGGAGGUCCUGUGGUCCUCAUUGCACACAGUAUGGGGAACAUGUACACUCUCUAUUUCCUUAAUCAGCAACCACAGGCUUGGAAGGACCGGUACAUCAAGGCAUUUGUUUCUCUUGGACCUCCAUGGGCUGGAGUGGCCAAAACUCUGAGAGUUAUGGCAACAGGCGACAACAACCGCAUUCCCGUCAUCAGUCCGCUAAAAAUCCGCACCCAGCAGCGAACGGCCGUCUCCACCGUCUGGCUCUUCCCCUACGCCCACUCCUGGCCCAAGGACAUGGUCCUGGUUUCCACCCCCAACGCCAGCUACACAGUACAAGACUAUCAGCGCUUCUUCAAAGAUAUUGACUAUGAGGAUGGCUGGGCCAUGAGAGAGGACACAGAACCGCUGGUCAGUGCUCUUCAACCUCCGGGCGUUGCUGUCCACUGUCUUUACGGCAGCGGCAUUCCCACACCUCAGGGCUACAAUUACACAAACUUCCCAGAUGUAGACCCCACCGUCAUCAACGGGGAUGGAGACGGAACCGUCAACUUGUUGAGUGCCAUACAAUGCAAACGCUGGAAGAGCCAGCAGACAAAGCCUGUUCACAUGUUCGAGCUGCCUGGGAACGAGCACGUCGCCAUGCUAUUGAACGUAACCACAGUUAACUACAUCCAUGAUGUGCUGUUUUCACCAUGAUUGCAUCGAGGCUUCACACUUCCCCUCUUUAACUUUGAACUGAUUAUUCUGGUUUGCCAAACAGACAGGACUUGGUUCUGCUUUUUGGGUGGAUGUCGAUCACUUCUGGAGGAUGUUCCUUACUGUAAUUCAUUUUCAGAGUUCCCUUAUUGUGGAAUUAUCAGGACAUCAACGUAAAAUUGUCAUAAACCGUUGGGCACAAUCAGCAUUUACAGAAAUUCUUCUUUUUUUUAUUUAUUUUUUUUUUAUUACUCCUCCGAUCUAAAAUUUGAUCAGAUCUAAAGUAAUUUCCAGUUGUUCAAUGUGAAAUGGCAAUUGCCUGCCGUUAAUUCUUGUCAAUUUACAUUUUAAAUAUUGUCUCUUUUUUAAACCUUUUUCAAUUUUUAACCUCCCAUAGCCACAACUUCUUUAAUCUAGAGAUUUUAUCUAGUGCUUUUUUAAAUGUUUCUAUCCGAAUUGUACUGACACUGCAGUAUUGCUGUCGAUCCUACUUACAAGCAAGUGGCUAUUUAUCAGACUGUCUGUGACCAGUAUUGAUUUAUGUAUUUUUAUCAGAUGCUCUUGAAUGUAGAAUGUGCAACCCGACUGCUGGAUAUCUCAUUAUUGCUCAAUUUAUGUCGGUUUAACCUUUCUGACUGCAUUUGCGCUAUGCCCAAGAUGGGUUAACCCAUGUUACAUGUGAACAAAGUCCGCUCUUGAAUAUACUGAACAAUGAUUUGAGAAGCAAAUUAUUUGUCGGUUUUUUUCCAAACAUUUUUUUUGAAUUGAAGUUGUAAUUUAAAAGUACAACACUAACUGUGGAAAGUGAAACUUAGUCUUUCAGUUUCAGGAUGUGGUGUGCUGCUCAUAAACCGGUUUGAUGGUAAAAAAUGCAAUGCUAAACCAGGGAGGGCCUGACUGUUUGUUGCUCAAACAACAGACAGUUGCGAACAUGCCCUGGAUUAGUGAAAAUUACUGUGUUGCAAUUAUGUACAAUAAAAUGCUCUUUACCAAAA